AGUACUGGUACAAUACGUCCAUCAAUCUCAUUUCAUUUUCCAUUUUCCAUUUCCGUCUCUCUCUCGCGUUUUCUCUCCCAAUUGGAAAUAGAAAAUUAUUACGACAUGGUAGAUUAUGAUCUAGGUAGAUCUACCUACGAAUCGACAUCCAUCUUCUCGACGACGACGACAUCCUCGUCGCUCGAGAGCUCCUGCACCGUGACGUACUUGCCAAUGUCCUCCUUCUUGAUGACCUUCUCCUUGAGCCACGACGUGGUGCCCUUGGGGAAGCGGUAG
Rasamsonia emersonii CBS 393.64 is the source of this 276-nucleotide messenger RNA. RefSeq lists its product as uncharacterized. The annotation marks the transcript as partial. NCBI's taxonomy places the organism in Eukaryota, Fungi, Ascomycota, Eurotiomycetes, Eurotiales, Trichocomaceae. The transcript has a single exon. The record is from RefSeq and is a predicted model, not a curated record.